Messenger RNA from Tripterygium wilfordii, 1267 nucleotides. Its product is annotated as NAC domain-containing protein 6-like. Gene Ontology annotation, biological process: regulation of DNA-templated transcription. Gene Ontology annotation, molecular function: DNA binding. The record is from RefSeq and is a predicted model, not a curated record. The transcript has 3 exons. The coding region runs from base 59 to 928 and encodes 289 amino acids. Lineage: Eukaryota; Viridiplantae; Streptophyta; Magnoliopsida; Celastrales; Celastraceae.
UAUACCAAAACAUACCAACUCUAGCUAAGCCACUACUACCAUUAACUAGUCUAUUACAAUGGAUACUAGUACUAUUAACCUUCCCGGCUUUAGAUUCCAUCCAACAGAAGAAGAACUCCUUGAUUUCUACCUUAAAAACUUGGUGUAUGGCAAGAGUUUAGGUCUCGACAUAAUCGGGAUUCGUAACAUUUAUCGUCACGAUCCUUGGGACUUACCAGGAUUGGCUAUUAAUGGAGAGAGGGAGUGGUACUUCUUUGUGCCAAGAGACAGGAGGCAUGGCAGUGGAGGGAGGCCUAACAGGACAACAGAGAAAGGGUUUUGGAAGGCAACUGGUUCUGAUAGGAAAAUUUUCAGCCUCUCUGAUCCAAAGAGGAUUCUUGGACUCAGAAAGACACUUGUUUUCUACAGUGGGAGAGCACCAAGAGGAAACAGGACUGAUUGGGUCAUGAAUGAGUAUCGUCUGCCUGAUUCUUGCAACUCUCCUAGAAAGGACAUUGUGUUGUGUAAGAUAUACAGGAAGGCAACUUCCUUGAAAGAUCUUGACAAGAGAGCAGCAAUGGAAGAAGAGACGAGGGCAAAUACUACUUUUACUUCUUCUACUUCAAUCCAUCAAUCUCCAUCACCACCCCAAGUUUCUUCAUUGGACACCAUCAUGUCAUUUUGUAUCAACCAAGAAGAGUCAAUGGCACCUGUUUGUGCACCAAAUUGGGUUUUCAAGCAAGAAGCAGAAGCAGAAGUAGUAGAAGAGAAAAAUGAAGGACAAGCCCCAGUGACUAAAUUGGGCAGGGGAAAGUUGCCGGAGCUCCAAGUACCCAAAUUGGGCAUGGGUCAGGAAUGGAACCAAGACCCUUUUUUGUUCACACCCAUGAUUAGUCCUUGGCUCCACAAUUUUACCACUCCGACUUAUGCUAAUGUUCUCAAUUUUUAGUGGUGUUUGCAGAUAACCCGAGAAGCAAAUUAGGUAAUUAUCAAGACUUUCUAUGUCAUCUCUUCUCGUUCAUCUUAUAAACCACAUAACUUGAUACUCUUCCAGCGAUGUCGGACAUUUUCAUGUUCCAACGGUUACAAUAAUCGUUGAACUGAGUCUGAUAAGAGAAGAGGGUGACAAUAACUGUAAUCCCAAGUUUAGAAGCAGAGUAAGCAUGUCUAGUUGUGCAUUAAAAUCCAUGUAAAUCUACUAUAGUGUUUACUACUUUGUUUUCCUCCUGCUUGUAAUUUUUGGACUUUGGAGUUUUCUAUGGAAAAUGAUUGAUAAAGCUUAUGCGUG